Molecule: messenger RNA, 3588 nt
Organism: Phoenix dactylifera (date palm)
Lineage: Eukaryota; Viridiplantae; Streptophyta; Magnoliopsida; Arecales; Arecaceae
Product: ARM repeat superfamily protein
Biological process (GO): protein import into nucleus
Cellular component (GO): cytosol; nuclear envelope
Molecular function (GO): small GTPase binding
Source: RefSeq, a predicted model, not a curated record
AACCCUAAAACCCCUCCGCGACUUCGCUCCGCAAUUCUCCGGGCGAAAACCUCCACUCCUCCCCUCAUCCCGACCACGACGAGAUCCGGAGAUCUCGAAACCGGGAUCUCCGUGUUCUUGGGCCCUCUCGUUAGGAUUUCUGGAUGGAAGCCAUCGUGGAUCAGGACCAGAAAUGGCUUAUCGACUGCUUGACGGCGACGCUGGACACCAACCGCGAGGUCCGAUCCUUCGCCGAGGCCUCGUUGCAACAAGCUUCAUUACAAGCAGGAUUUGGAGCUGCGCUUGCCAAGAUCACUGUGAACAAGAAAAUUCCAUUUGGAUUACGUCAGCUGGCAGCUGUCUUGCUAAAGCAGUUCAUAAAACAGCAUUGGCAGGAAGAUGAAGAGACUUUCAUACAUCCUGUUGUUUCGGCUGCAGAAAAGGGAGUUAUACGUCAACUUCUGCUUCCCUCAUUGGAUGACUCUCAUGGGAAAAUUCGCACUGCUGUUGGCAUGGCAGUGGUAUCGAUUGCACAAUGUGAUUGGCCAGAGGAUUGGCCUGAAUUAUUGCCUUUUCUCCUGAAGUUGAUAAGUGACCAGAGCAACAUCAGUGGAGUUCGUGGAGCUUUAAGAUGUUUAGCUCUUCUCUCUGGUGAUUUGGAUGAUAGUUUGGUUCCGAGAUUAGUCCCCACUCUUUUCCCAUACUUGAAUACAAUUUUAUCAUCCCCUCAUCUGUAUGAAAAAUCUCUGCGUGCAAAAGCUCUUUCAAUAAUCCACUCCUGCAUUUCUGUCCUGGGGUCAAUGAGUGGUGUAUACAAGUCAGAAACUAUUGCAUUGAUUAUGCCAAUGCUUAGUUCAUUGAUGGAGCAGUUCUCCAUCAUUCUACAACCUCCAGUGCGGUCUGAAGAUCCUGAUGACUGGAGCAUUAGAAUGGAGGUGCUCAAAUGUUUACUCCAGUUUGUUCAGAACUUUCCAAGCCUCACUGAAGCACAAUUUUCUGUCAUUGUUGCACCUUUGUGGCAGACAUUUGUUUCUUCUCUAGAAGUAUAUCAGUUAUCUUCAAUCCAAGGUAGUGAGGAUUCCCAUUCUGGGAGAUAUGACUCUGAUGGUGUUGAACAAAGUCUUGAAUCAUUUGUCCUUCAGUUAUUCGAAUUUUUGUUAACCAUGGUGGGAACCUCUAGAUUGGCAAAGGUCAUCAGGAUGAACAUCAAAGAGCUGGUGUAUUACACUAUAGCUUUUCUGCAGAUGACUGAAGAACAAAUACAUACAUGGUCGUUAGAUGCUAACCAGUAUGUUGCCGAUGAGGAUGAUGCUACUUACAGUUGUCGUGUGUCAGGCUCUCUCCUGCUGGAAGAGAUAGUUAAUGUUUUUGAUGGAGAAGGAAUUGAUUCUAUAAUUGAGGCUUCUGAAAAACGUUUCAAUGAGUCACGUCAAGCAAAAGUUGCUGGUUCUGCAGAUUGGUGGAGAUUACGUGAAGCAUCUCUUUUUGUGCUGGUUUCUUUAUCAGAACAGUUGCUUGAAGCACAGGCUUCAGGAUUGACAAAAUUCAAUUUAGGAAAUCUUCUUGAGCAGAUGAUCACCGAAGACAUGGGAAUGGGGAUACAUGAAUAUCCAUUUCUUCAUGCACGUGUAUUCUCCACGGUGGCCAAGUUUUCUUCAGUGAUUAAUCGGAGAAUCUGUGAACAAUAUCUCUACAGUGCUACUCAAGCUAUAGCUUUAGAUGUCCCACCACCAGUUAAAGUUGGUGCUUGUAGGGCAUUAUCCCAACUCCUGCCAGAAUCUAAUCAUGAAAUUAUUCAACCGCACAUAAUAGGUUUACUUUCAUCUCUUACAGAACUUCUAAGGCAGGCAUCGGAUGAAACACUAUAUCUUGUUCUAGAUACACUUCAAGCAGCCAUCAAAGCAGGUCAUGAACAAUCAACUUCCAUUGAGCCAGUUAUCUCUCCUAUCAUCCUCAAUGUGUGGGCGCAAAAUGUUUCAGAUCCAUUCACCAGUAUCGAUGCUGUGGAGGUCUUGGAGGCUAUCAAGAACGCUCCUGGAUGUAUACGACCAUUGGUGUCUCGGAUUUUACCAUGUGUUGGAUCUAUUUUAGAGAAACCACAGUCGCAGCCUGCUGGAUUAGUUGCUGGCUCAUUGGACCUCUUGACAAUGAUACUGAAAAAUGCUCCUCUUGAUGUAGUGAAGGCAGUCUUUGACAUCUGCUUCAAUCAUACCAUCCAUAUUAUCCUUCAAAGCGACGAUCACGGUGAGAUGCAGAAUGCAACAGAAUGUUUGGCUGCAUUCCUAUCUGGUGGAAGGCAAGACUUGCUUCAAUGGGGUGGUGAUCCAGGGCUUACAAUGAAAAGUCUGCUUGAUGCUGCUUCUAGACUUUUGGAUCCAGACCUAGAAAGUUCAGGAUCACUUUUUGUUGGCAGCUAUAUUUUGCAACUUAUUUUACAUUUGCCAUCACAAAUGUCCAUGCACAUUCGCGAGCUUGUCGCUGCUGUUGUGAGCCGGUUGCAGUCUUGUGAAAUAGCAGGGUUGAAAAGUUCCCUGAUUGUCAUUCUUGCUAGACUGGUACAUCUCAGUUCCCCAGAUGUUGAUCAAUUCAUUAACUUAUUGCUUACAAUUCCUGCUAAAGGCUAUGAAAGUUCAUUUGCUUAUGUGAUGUCAGAAUGGACAAAACUACAGGGUGAAAUCCAGGGAGCCUACCAGAUAAAGGUUACAACAACUGCACUGGCUUUAUUGUUAUCCACACGUCAUGUGGAGCUGGCAAAAAUUAAUGUCCAAGGCCAUCUUAUAAAGUCUGGUGCAGGUAUAACUACUCGUUCAAAAGCUAAAUUAGCCCCCGACCAAUGGACCAUAAUUCCUCUUCCUGCAAAGAUCUUUUCAUUAUUAUCAGAUACAUUAGUUGAGAUUCAAGAGCAAGCUUUGGAUGAUGAUGAUGAGGAUAGUGACUGGGAAGAAGUUCCAGAUGAUCAUGGUGGCAUACGACGAGAAAUAUUAUAUUCAUCAACUGUCCCAUCACAUGUGAGUCCUUCAGUUGAACAUCUUGAUGCCAUGGCAAAAGUUCUUGAUGAGGGUGACGAUGAUAGCUAUGAUGAUGAUCUUACAAAAGUUGAUCCUCUUAAUGAGAUCAAGUUGGCAGAUUUCCUCACGAACUUCUUUGUCAACUUAUCAAGUACUGAUGGAUCUCUUUUUAAUUAUCUUUGCCAGAGUCUAACACAUGCACAGAGAUCUGGUGUGGAAAAGGUUCUAAGCAAGUGAAGCAGUUUUAAAAAAUCACGGGACCGUGCUGGGUGUAACUUUUCCCUAUUCUAUGAGUAAAUAUCAUUUGUUCACCUUGCCGAAGUUUCUUUUUUAGUAGGUCGGUGAGGCUAUGUUGAGUUUUGAGUUUGAGACAGAAAGGCACCACUGGCUAAGAAAAUGUUUGACGGGGGCAUGUAAGAUAUGAUAGUAUGGAUUGGUAAGUGCAGAUUAGCCUUUGGCACCAACCACCAAGAAAAAAAAAAAAAAUUCCUCCCAAUUCGAAAAUACAUUCCAUUUUGGAUAAUCCCAUUGGAUCCAUGAGAUUACAAUAGGAUUUUAGUAGACCGAGCAUAGCCUACAUUAAUAAGAUUUUUCUCAUUAA